UUUCCCCACAAACCUGCCUGCGUGAGCAGCAGCAACAUGGCGGAGGGCGAGCUGAACAUCGACAGCCUCAUUUCUCGGCUACUAGAAGUGCGAGGAUGUCGUCCAGGGAAAACUGUGCAGAUGAGCGAGGCGGAGGUCCGAGGGCUCUGUAUCAAGUCCAGGGAGAUUUUCCUCAGUCAACCAAUCCUGCUGGAGCUCGAGGCUCCUCUUAAAAUUUGUGGUGAUAUUCAUGGACAGUACACAGACCUGCUGAGGCUUUUCGAGUAUGGAGGCUUCCCUCCGGAAGCUAAUUAUCUCUUCCUGGGCGAUUACGUGGACAGAGGGAAGCAAUCGCUGGAAACGAUCUGUCUGCUGCUCGCCUACAAGAUCAAAUACCCAGAAAAUUUCUUUCUGCUCAGGGGGAACCAUGAGUGUGCUUCCAUCAAUCGCAUUUAUGGCUUUUAUGAUGAAUGCAAGCGUCGGUUCAACAUAAAGCUCUGGAAGACGUUCACAGAUUGCUUUAAUUGUCUGCCAAUCGCUGCAAUCAUUGACGAGAAAAUCUUCUGCUGUCAUGGAGGCCUCUCACCUGAUCUGCAGUCCAUGGAACAAAUUCGACGUAUAAUGAGACCAACGGAUGUGCCAGACACAGGUUUGCUGUGUGACUUGCUGUGGUCAGACCCAGACAAGGACGUGCAGGGUUGGGGGGAAAAUGACCGCGGGGUCUCCUUCACCUUCGGGGCCGACGUGGUCAGCAAGUUCCUCAAUCGCCACGACCUGGACCUCAUCUGCCGGGCCCAUCAGGUUGUUGAAGAUGGUUACGAGUUCUUUGCGAAGCGACAGCUGGUGACGCUGUUUUCUGCCCCCAACUACUGCGGAGAGUUUGACAACGCAGGAGGCAUGAUGAGUGUGGACGAGUCCCUCAUGUGCUCCUUUCAGAUUCUGAAGCCAUCAGAGAAAAAAGCAAAGUAUCAGUACGGAGGGGUGAACUCGGGGCGUCCCGUCACACCGCCUCGCACCACUCAGGCACCUAAGAAGAGGUGAAGCAGCUGGUCCUGGCCUUGUCUCUUUUUUUUUUUGUUUGUUUUUUUCAGGUUGCCUCAAACGCUCCAGUUUUUUCUCUCACUUCAUUUCUGUGUAAAUAAACCCACGUGGAGUGUUGUUUUUAUGUUUUUUUUUUCUUAUUUUCUUGCUUUCUCUGAGUAGUUUUUAUAAACUUCUUAUUUUUUGUGUACAUUUUUGCACUGACUCACCCUUGUUUCUUACUCAGCCUUUUCGAGACUAUUUAUCUAACCUCUUGUGGAAUCUGAAUGCUUUAUUCAUGCUUCAGAUUAAAACAUUUCCAGUGUGAUUUUACUGAAAGCAUGCUGUUGCAGCCAAUGUCAAAUCAGAUCUUCUGCUUGUUUAGUUUUCAUUUAUUAUAAAAUUUGAUGUCAGACACUUGAAAUUAAUAGUAAAAAUCAAGAAAAACUCCAAGCAUAUGUAACUCAGCAGAAAAGGCAUCUAAACUUGAGCUGUGACUUCUCCACAAUGCAAGAAUGUUUUUUUUUUCUACCUGGAGUAGAAAAAAUAUGUAAAUUUUUAUUUUUUUCUUCUAAAGUUGGACCAUAACUCCAGGCUUUAUUCCCUCCUAAUCUAACAAUUACUUUUUCUACAUCCUACAGCCUCAGAUUAUUGAAGCAUUUCUUUUCAAAAAAGCUUCUAUUCAUGAAAAACUGUAGUAUUUUUUUUUUCUGUUGUUGGAAUUUAGUCUGGAUGAAAACCAAACCAGCUCCUGAUCAUCUUGAGUUUGUAUCUAAUCUCUAAAAAUAUAAAAAUAGGAAUGGUUAAAUCAGUGCAAAGAAGAAUGGAUUCAAAAUUAUGCUCAAAGUGGCUUUUUAUUAGGAAAGGCAGUGAUUAAGUACAGUAUAAAGACUUGUAAUUAAAAUGUGUUCAUAACGAUUGUAUUUUCAGUCAUUGCAUGUGUAAAAAGAUCAAACAAGUCAAUGUGGUAUUUUGUUUGUUGGCACUCUGCAAAUAAAGUUGCAUUGUUCCCACUU
Austrofundulus limnaeus is the source of this 2015-nucleotide messenger RNA. RefSeq names its product serine/threonine-protein phosphatase PP1-beta catalytic subunit. Lineage: Eukaryota; Metazoa; Chordata; Actinopteri; Cyprinodontiformes; Rivulidae. The transcript has 8 exons. Gene Ontology annotation, cellular component: nucleus; cytoplasm. Bases 37 to 1020 code for a protein of 327 amino acids. Gene Ontology annotation, molecular function: protein serine/threonine phosphatase activity. The record is from RefSeq and is a predicted model, not a curated record.